Ceratitis capitata (Mediterranean fruit fly) is the source of this 5231-nucleotide messenger RNA. It is a transcript of the gene Adcy2, whose product is annotated as adenylate cyclase type 2. Gene Ontology annotation, biological process: intracellular signal transduction; adenylate cyclase-activating G protein-coupled receptor signaling pathway; adenylate cyclase-inhibiting G protein-coupled receptor signaling pathway. The transcript is spliced from 22 exons. Bases 652 to 4569 code for a protein of 1305 amino acids. Lineage: Eukaryota; Metazoa; Arthropoda; Insecta; Diptera; Tephritidae. The record is from RefSeq and is a predicted model, not a curated record. Gene Ontology annotation, molecular function: adenylate cyclase activity. Gene Ontology annotation, cellular component: plasma membrane.
UACGUUGUGGGUACAAAACAGUUUGGCCGGCGACGUCCUCCGGUGCAGAUCAGUAUUGCUGCUGCUAUUUACUUGCCAUAGUUUGUUAGCCGCGAAAAACCAGUCGGCAGAAGUUCAGUCGGGCAGUGACAAUUAGAUUCAGACGAAUCGGCGAAUUGUAUAUGCAAUGCAUUUUCACACAUCGAAUCGAAACAACACGGCGUACUCGGAGCAUGAAGUUUGUUAAAUGUGACGAAUGAGUGUGUUUAUUAGAUAUGUUUAUGAAUCGACUUUACAUUUUCUGAUGAUUAAAUUGUAUUAGCAACGACGACAGUAUUCAAGGGAUGGACAAAAUUCUCCUAAGUUAUGCACAUAUCCAUAUGUACAAAUCCGGAUAGCUACAUACAAAUAUACUGCUCAAAUGUGUUUCAACUCCUGUGCGUAUAUAUUAGUAAAUAAGUAAAUUUUAUUUACUACACCCUCAUAGACUCGUGCUCAACCACCAACGGGUCAGCUCAUAAAGUUCGGAAGUGUGACAAACCAAUUAGAGUUUAACUUUUUGAUGCGUGUUAAUUGUAUCUAAAGCCUUCAGCGCUGACGCUUACAUUUGAUAAAAUAAUUAAACUGUAUAUUUUGCGUAAUAGCAGUUAUGCUUUUCAAUAGCUCUGCAACAUGGCCGUUCCCAGCUCUGAAAUUGUCAAACUAAAAAACGGUGCUGGUAUGAUUGGUGAGGGUGCCAAUAUCGCGAAUGUUUCUAUCACACCAACUCCAUCGCCCUUACGCACUCCAAGCAAAUCACGUCAUAUGUCUAUUGUGGACAGGGAAGAUGCUGUUACUGCUGAAAAUGUUCACUUGGACGAUUUGUACACACGAUACCGUCAGCGACUGCGCAAGUCACUUUUUAGAUCUGGCUUAAUGAUAUCAUUGCUGGCCUGUGUAGUCUCCAUGAUUAUCGUCAUUACUUACAGUCAAAAUUCUAUACAUACAUGUCUACUAGGUCUAGCUGCUAUAAUAUCAACAAUCAUAUUAACGGCUCUCCAAUUCCCAGCGGUGCUUAGCUCACCGGUAGCCGCAUUGGCGUUUGCUAUUGUAACAACUUUCACGCUCGGAACGAUAGCAGCAAUCAUCGGUGGAAAACUAGCUCCAAUACCAUUAUUUGCUGUUUUUUUAGGCAUACAUACAAUGCUGCCUAUAUCCUGGCCUGUAUCCAUGGUACUGGCGUUCUUUAUGACUACAAUUCAUGUUAUAUGCCGAAUAAGCGAGGAUUAUAGACAUAAUAUACCGCUGCUAUUAGGAGAAAUUAUUAUGCUAGUCUCAGCCUCAGUUUCUGGUCUGUAUUAUCGUAUUAUGUCAGAUGCAGCGCACAAUCGUACUGUAGAUGGCACGCGCACAGGUAUUGAGCAACGAGUCAAACUGGAGUGUGAGCGUGAACAGCAAGAACAACUGCUUCUAAGUGUCAUACCCGCAUAUAUAGCUGCAGAGGUGAAGAGAAGCAUUAUGUUAAAAAUGGCUGAUGCCUGCCAAAGAGCCGGAGGUCAGACAACUACAUCCGCAACACGCUUUCACGAAUUGCAUGUGCAACGUCACAAUAAUGUCUCAAUUUUGUAUGCAGACAUUGUCAAUUUUACACCACUAUCAGAGCAACUUUCCGCCAGCGACUUAGUAAAAACAUUAAACGAUCUUUUUGGUCGCUUUGAUCAAAUUGCAGGCGAAAAUCAGUGCUUACGUAUUAAAAUCCUUGGUGACUGUUAUUACUGUGUAUCUGGACUGCCCAUAUCAAGGCCGCAACACGCUGCCAAUUGUGUAAAUAUGGGUCUACAGAUGAUCGAUGCCAUAAGACAUGUCCGCGAAGCAACGGGAAUUAACGUUGACAUGCGAAUAGGUAUUCAUACUGGCAAUGUGCUCUGCGGUGUCCUUGGCUUGCGUAAAUGGCAAUUUGACGUUUGGAGCGAUGAUGUCACGCUGGCGAACCAUAUGGAAAGUGGCGGUGUAGCAGGCCGAGUUCAUAUUACCAAGCAGACGUUAGAAUUCCUUGAUAACAAAUUUGAAGUGGAAGAGGGAAAUGGUGCGAGCCGAGACAGUUAUCUGGCUGAUCAUAAAAUCGAAACAUACCUCAUUGUGCCACCAAAGAAAGUUACCUACCCGCAUAAUGUGCCGCAAGUGAUCGAGAUCAGAACAUCUUCAGAGCCUCAACUUAAUGAGUGCGAUGUUACUGAUCACCUUUUACCCAACCCUACACCCAAUAGCAUCUCCAACGUGUGCAUAGCUCUGGCAAGUGGGCAGAAAAAUUCUUAUCAAGAAGAUUCGAUUUCUACUGGAGCCAUUAGCGGAAUAAGUGGCGGAACUUUUUACAAUGACCGUGGAAAACUCUCUCCAUCAUCAACAAACAGUCAAGAUCCGAUGAUGGCAACCUCAAUGUCCAUCAAGGAACUGUUAGAAGAAGAUGAAGACGAUACGAGUACAAUAGCACUAUCAUCUAAUCAGCCGGAAAGAAAUUUUCAUCGUGGCAGUUCUGACUCAAAUACAAUAACCCAUGACACUCAAAUUAUGGGCGCAAAGUCUAUGUUAUCAUUACCAAACGAAGAUGUAAUUACAUCGAGUACUAAAGAUGGCAGUAAACUGGAUGUUGGAAGUGAUGUUUGUGCCAAUGUUAACAGCAGCACUUCGACUAACUCAGCAGCUCAAAUAGUAGCGAUAACUAAUAACGUAGCAAUCGCCGAAGGUUCAGAGAAGAUCCGGAGAAAACUCUCGGUACAAGGUCUUAUUUCGUUCGCUGAUAGAAGACGUUCUUCUGGCGCCUUUAUGGAAGGCCGAAAGUUAUCCAUCCACAGUGGUGAGAGUUUCCGCAGUCAUGUCGGUCACGUUACGCGCAAUCGCCCAUCAUCCAAAAUGACUAAAUAUGUAGAGUGCUGGGGUGCAGAUAAACCUUUUGCUAACAUUGCCGAAUCAAAAUUAGUAAAAAAUAUAGGAUUAGCAAGCAUUGCCAUGAUUGAAUCCAAUCUGCUGCCGCCGGAGCGCAAAUGUUUUAAUUUUAAUUUCUUAGGACCUCCAACUGAGCUAAAACCAUUAACGAUGUGGUACCGAAAUACUCCCCGAGAGGCCAUGUAUCGGGCACAACCCGACACACAUUUUCGUUUCGACUUAAUUUGUGCAUUUAUACUUUUCCUCUCAAUAGCCCUUAUUCAACUUAUUGUAAUUGAAAAAAACAUUGCUUUAAUUGGAUCAUUAGCGGCAUGCUUUAUUUCGCUCGCUCUUUUCUUGUACCUAAGCAAUAUCCAGGUACCCGAAGUUAAUGCAUCAAUGACAGAUCGCAACGGUCCCGGCCAAGUGGUGGCCAGUAGUCGAUAUCUUCGCCUUGCUAUUUUCAUUAUAGUGAAUAUAUUAAUAUCAUCGUCUGCAGUUUUUAGUGUAAUAAACUUUGUAAGCAACGUGGAUAUCGAAUCGAGAAAUGCGGAGAAUACUUUGAACUACACAUCAUUAUCGACUACCAAUGAAACGACUUUGCCAGACGUUAUAUAUACUAAUUUACGCGCUACUUCAGAUAAUUUAAAUCAAACCGAAAACGCCCCAAUUUUUAUGUUCUGCUGUGCUAUCAGCCUUGCAGCAGUAUCUGGUUUUUUACGUUCCGGAUUCAUUCUCAAACUACUUACCAUGAUUGUAACACUCGUUUGCCAGAUAGUCGUGUUGGGAUUCAGUGACCUUUAUGAAGUGUUCAAUUUAUACCAUCGAAAUGCUAUAUUAAUAGAAUAUAAAGGUUUCCUUUUAUUACUUCUGGUGAUAGCAGUUUUACACACACUGGAUCGUCAAGGUGAAUAUGUAGCCCGCACAGACUUUCUAUGGAAAGCUAAACUAAAAGUGGAACAGGAAGAAGUAGAAACAAUGCGAGGCAUCAAUAAAAUUCUUCUUGAAAAUAUUUUGCCUGCUCAUGUGGCCACACAUUUUCUCCACCAAGAGCGUUCAACUGAGUUAUAUCAUGAAAGCUAUUCUUGUGUAGCUGUGAUGUUUGCAUCAAUACCAAAUUACAAAGAAUUUUAUGAUGAAACUGAUGUCAAUAAACAAGGCCUUGAAUGUCUGCGACUUCUAAACGAAAUUAUUUGCGAUUUUGACAAGUUACUGUUAAAACCUAAGUUUAGUGGAAUUGAAAAAAUCAAGACUAUUGCAAGCACUUACAUGUGUGCAUCUGGUCUAAGGCCAGGAAAGGAAGACGGUGCUAUGGAUGAAAAGAGAACCGAGGAGCACAAUGUUACUAUUCUAGUUGAAUUUGCUAUUGCUCUCAUGUCAAUAUUGGAUUCAAUUAAUCGUGAAUCGUUUCAACGAUUUCGACUGCGUAUUGGGCUUAAUCAUGGACCGGUGAUAGCAGGAGUUAUUGGUGCACAAAAACCACAAUAUGACAUUUGGAGUAAUACGGUGAAUGUGGCUUCACGAAUGGACUCCUGUGGUGUAAUGGGAAGACUACAGACGACGGAGCACACAGCGAAAAUUCUCAUGGCUGCAGGAUAUGAGUGCGAGUGUCGAGGUAUGACUUAUGUCAAAGGAAAAGGAAAUCUAGUCACAUAUUUUGUUAAAACACAGUUCGAUGGAAAACUAUAAGAAAUCAAAAGGAGAUCAAACCCCAGAAAACAACAAAUUAGAAUACCUAUGUGCUUAGGACUUAAAUAAAAUAGAAUAUAAAUGAGGAUAACAAGCAUCAAGGAUUGCUUUUUAACUUUAAAAUAUGUAUAUAUGUAUGUAUGUACAUGCAUAAGUAAUGAAAAAUAAAUUGCAAUAUGUGUAAAGUAAUUUGUAAAGUUUUUUUUUAAUUCGUUUGUUACUAUUAUAAGCUUGAAAUAUGUAGAUGUAAGUUUAACGAAAAAACAAGCUCUGUUAUCGUGUUUGAGAAAUGAAUUUCAUAAGUUAAUAUGUACAUACGACAACCAUAAUGAAGCAAAAUCAUGGCAAUAUGAUUGUUAUGAUCAUUGUCUCCUGAAUGCCAUUAAUGGCAAAAAUCAUUCAUCAGGGAACUCGAUGGCAACUGCUGAAGCUGUCGAUACAUAGUUCUACCACAAUCGCAUACAGAAUACAAAAACACUUGUAUGUUUAUAUUGAUACAUAUAUAGUUUCACUCGUAAUAUGUAAUUCAGUUAUGAUGCAAUUAAUUUUAAAGAACAAAAAGCCCGUCUCGAUCUUACAUUAAUUAUUUAAGUUUACUAUGCCCAGACCGCAUUGUAUUUCACUAAAAAAUUUUAAUAAAUUGUAGUAUCAUACAAAUGUUA